AUGGCAUACAGUGGAGCUCAAGGCUAUGCUCGCAUCUCCUCCGAUUCCUGCAUUUACAAGCGCCGGCAGGUCCCAAGCGAUGACAUGGAUCCCCACUUUGACAUCGUAGGGCUCGACGAGCGGGAUAUUGACACCGAUGAAGAUCGUGAGCAUGGCAAAAUGUGUCCUCCCUUGUACCGAGUAGCUCGUGGAGGAGAUGACAGCGACGCAACUGAUGAAGGGCCAUCUCCGGCCAGGAUUUCCCACAAAGUUCCGAGCAAGAGGAGGGAGCAUGUCUCGAAGCGAUCCGAGCUGCAACGCUACAAGCUCACGAGGGAGCUUCCCACGACAUGGUCUGCACCACCACGUGUGCUGUGUGUGACCCGUCGACACCUUCGAAAGGGAAAGUACGUAGACUUCCUCGGUGAGUACCACCUGGACCUGAUUCAAGAAAACGGGGGUGCUGCCAUCAUGAUCCCCCGUACUGCCUUGACAGUUCCUGCUCUGGCUGAGUACUUGCCGAUGGAUGGCUUGCUCGUCGUGGAGGGGAACGACAUAUCCGAUGAGGUCCUGAACAAGUAUGGAUGCUCUGCUCCAGACCGUUUGGACGGAGAGGAUGCCAUGAAGUGGGCCAGCGACACGGAGUUCGACGUCCCGAAGGAUCAGCUGGAGUUUGCAUUGAUGCGUUUGGCCCUGGACUCCGGCUGUCCAAUCCUUUCCCUUUGUCGUGGCUCGCAGAUGCUCAAUGUCCUGAGAGGUGGGACGCUGAUCGGGGACAUUGAGAAGGAGGUUCCAAAUGCAGUUGUGCAUCUCAAGGAUGCCAGUGAUCCAACCUACGACAGCCACCGUCAUCCCAUCAGAGUGUUGCCAGACACUCCUCUUGCAUCAUGGUUCGACAAGUCCCUUGUUGACACCGACGAGCUCAGUGUGAACUCGUAUCAUCACCAGGGAGUGCGCACGUUGGGAAAGGGUUUGAAGCCAAUGGCGUACGCUCCUGACGGGGUUCUUGAAGGAUUCUACGACGAGCGCUACAAUCCGUCGCAGGGGCGCUUCAUGGUCGGAUUGCAGUUCCAUCCUGAGCGCAUGAUGGAUGACUACCCUGGAUGCAAGAUCGUCUACGAAGACUUCUUGACAGCUUGCAAGAACUUCAGGAAGUCCAGAAACUUUUAG
Messenger RNA from Symbiodinium sp. CCMP2592, 1149 nucleotides. Lineage: Eukaryota; Dinophyceae; Suessiales; Symbiodiniaceae. The record is from the annotation of a GenBank genome assembly.